AUGGAUUUAGAUCCUAAUAUCACAGAAGCUACAGAGUCUCAGUGGAACCUUAUACACGCAAUACUAAUAUCUUCAUGUUCUAUGUCAAUGAUUAUGUUUGCGAAGUAUCCACUCGAUCAUUUCCUGGGUUCUGGCUGGGCACUCUUAUGCUUCAUUAUGUUUCAUCUCCUUUUCAACUGUCCAGUAUUAUAUCUACAAUUCAGAAUUUUUAGUCACACUCGUGAGAGCAUUUUCGUCCUUUUAGACAGGUAUAUGCCGGUAUUCAACAUAUUUUCAGUUACCGUUGCUACUGCUAACCUGAUUAAAGUUAUCUCAGGAGCAUACUAUUUGGCUAUCUCCCUGGCGUAUUUGUUCUUCAGUAUCUAUAAUUGUGACGGCAGAAUUUGCAUUGGCGGAACAUUUGUUUGGGGUUCAUGUGCAGACUCAUGGAGCGAGGGUGAUUGCAAGGACAACUACAAAAUGGUUUAUGCGGGCCCGAUUGCUGAAGAAAAAUUUUUUGUAAACUUUUUACUUAUGAGAAGUGAUGAUAUUCUCACUGGACCAGAAUUCCCAUCGUGGUUUAAUUAUCGUGGAUUAAUUGCAAUUCCUUAUAUAGCUGCAUAUACUCUUAUUUUUCUCAUGACUAUUGGUGGUUCAAAGGUUUUCGGUUUGCUACUCUACAUUCUAUCACCAUUGGCUGUAUGUCUACUGACUGGAGUGUUGAUCACCAUGGGUGUGAACUAUGCAGAUUCCACAAAUCAACUGACUGAAUAUACGAAUAAAUUCUAUCGUAUGUUUUUUGCUAUGAUACCAAUCAAUCCUGAUGGUGUUGACACCUAUGAAGUUCAACCAUUAGUUUGGGGAUUCCUUUCCACAUUUGUGCAUUUAUCUCAAACAAAUAAUUUGUGGAAUGGAGUAUACCCCGUUUUGGGUAAAUUAAUUGGUGGUGGAAGCAAGAUGAGACAUCUUGGUUGGAUUCCUCUAGCAAUAGGUUCAAUAUUACUCGGACAAUUGCCUGUACUAAUCAUGCUAUUCGCUGUAGCUUCAUCUUAUGAUCCACAAUAUGUUCGAUGUCAUCUAAGUGCUGAUUGGUUAGCACCAUUUGUAAUAAUGUCACAUAUUUUUUCAAAAUUUUCAAGUCCUAGAGCACUUGUCACAUCUUAUUUUCUUGGACUGGCAUUAUGCCUUUUGCUGAAUCAAGCAUUAAUCCUGUUAACUACUGUAGAACACAUAGUUGGUCAUUUAACAGUAAUUAAUGAGAAGUAUGAAGACCAUUAUAAAAGAAUUUAUCGUUGUUCAAUUGUAUUCACUAUACUACUACUUGGAUUACUUGGAUUACCUUUGAUUACACAGUCUGGAUUUUAUUGGAUCCGAUUAAUUGACUGGUUUGUUGAUCGUCUAAUGAUUAUACCAGUAAUUGGACAAGUAGCUGGUUUCUUAACUGUGUAUGCCCAGUCAAAAGGUACAAAAUUUGAAACCCCAUUGUUGAAAACCUGUGUAAUAUGCAUUUAUGCGAUACUUUUUACUUUCUCUGGAAGCAUCUACGUCUGGUAUGCAUUUACGGGCUUACAAAAACCACCGGAUUCACAGUGUCGAACAUUUAGUCGUGGACCAAUCAAUGAUCCAUUACAAGAUAAUUUCUCACUGUUGGGCUGGUUAAUUGCAUUUGGUCCAAUUAUGUUGGGAAUAGUAACUGGAUUACUUUUAGCUUUGAUACGUUUUCGUAGUCAUCAUCAGUAUACAAGAUAUUCGUACUUCCGUUACUUAUUCAAAGGUGAAUACGGUCUACAAAAGUUUACUCAAAUCACAGCACAUUCAUCAUCACAAAUGAAAUAUAAUCCACCAAAAUUCUCAAAUUAUCCUAAAAAUCUUUCAUGGACAAGAAUAAAUCACCUUGAUGAUUUUGGAUCGACAAAACUUCUCUCACCAAAUUUAAUACACCAAAGUCAUUUUGCAGUGAACAAACCACUUUAUCGAUCAGUUGGAGAUGGAUUAGGCAUUUUUAUGACAUCAAAUGAUAAUCUUUCUCAGGCAUCUUCGACAAAUAGGUUACCAGUAUACAUGGAACACAGUAGAAGGCAUAGACCUGAUAAUUAUAUACCACCACAGCACAGAAGAUCUGAAGUUAAUAUCUAUAAUAAAUCAGGUGGUAAGACAAAUGAACAUCAAUAUUACAAUUCUAGAUAUAACCGACAUCAUAAUUAUCCUAAUCGUCAUUCUGUUGGUAGACUGGAUAUUUAUGAGAGUGAAGAGUUUUUAUAAACUGAAGUCAGUGUACAUGUGUGGAGAUCUAUCUCAUCUUUGUUGGCAUUAGACUCUUACAGAAACCGAAAUUCCCCGCUUGUUCAUUUCAAGUCAAUGACGUAUCUUCUAUGGAAUGAUAUGCGAAAACUUGACUUUACAGUUAACUUUUACACAAUUUUAUACUUUGUU
Messenger RNA from Trichobilharzia regenti, 2412 nucleotides. Lineage: Eukaryota; Metazoa; Platyhelminthes; Trematoda; Strigeidida; Schistosomatidae. The record is from the annotation of a GenBank genome assembly.